Messenger RNA from Drosophila simulans, 4317 nucleotides. RefSeq names its product DNA repair protein complementing XP-C cells homolog (gene Xpc). Gene Ontology annotation, cellular component: nucleus; nucleotide-excision repair factor 2 complex; XPC complex. Bases 294 to 4190 code for a protein of 1298 amino acids. Lineage: Eukaryota; Metazoa; Arthropoda; Insecta; Diptera; Drosophilidae. Gene Ontology annotation, biological process: nucleotide-excision repair; mismatch repair. Gene Ontology annotation, molecular function: single-stranded DNA binding; damaged DNA binding. The record is from RefSeq and is a predicted model, not a curated record. The transcript has 6 exons.
UAUCGAUACCAUCGUCGGUGGUCAGCGCAUCUCUACUGUUCUCGGCCUCUGCUUUUUGUCUGUUUUCUACCAAGCGCGAAAAUGUGAAUUUCGCAAUUCAUUUAAACUGUCCAAACUCGAGAUCAGGCAGGAUUAAACUUGCCCUCAAACAUCCAUAAUCAAAUAUAAAAUCAAGAGAACGAACUGAGGAUAUUCUUGUGUAACGCGUGCCCUGAAUAACUGCGCAGUAAAAAUCAAUAACUAAGUAGCACGCAUCUAUACAUAAAUGUAAAACGCCCCAGAUAAAAAGGAAGAUGUCCGACGAGGAGGAGGAUUCCGUGUCCGAGGGCUUCUCGGCCAGCGAGGAUGAAUGGAAGCCGAGCAAGGACGUCAAGGGAGGCGAGUCCUCCGACGAUGAUGACAGCGAUUUCGAUGAGCUGCAGGCGGAGGGAGGAGCAGCGGGCUCCAGUGGGCGAUCCUCCGCUGUAGCGGGCAAAAGAGGCAGCGAUCACAAGCCACCAAGUGGCAUCAAGGGCUCUUCGGUGAAGAAACGCAAGCCCACUGGUCAAUCACUUCGCUCCAAGCUGUACAAUAAGUACCGACCGCCUCCAAAGACCUUUCCCACUUCUCCGUCGCAACAGCAGGAGAACACUCCGCGGGCUUCGGGUUCAAAAAACGCCAAAACGCCCAAUGAAAGCGGUGCACGGAAUCAGCACGAUCCUGCUGAUUCCAGCAGCGAAUCCAGUGUGGAAGACUACCUAGUGAAUCCAGCCGAUCUUGAUCUGCACUCAACCUUCUUUGCCGGCGGCCAAAAAGAGAAGUCACCGGCGCCGCAAUUCGAUUGUAAUGCGGGCAUCACGAAUCUUUCAGACUCCGGAUCAGAGGAUAACAACGAGAGCAGCUUCGAGGAUAAAGCAGGCAAUGCCUUCGACUUUCGCGGUCUCCUGGAGAACGCAAACAGUUUGGAGCGCACUAGGGAUGCUUUAAGCAAACGAAAUGUCACGGCCACUCCGCCAAGGAGCCAGGCUGCCACAAUGGAUGUCAAUGCGCUGCUUGCAUUGGGCGAGAACCAAAACUACCAGAGUGUGGAUGUUGAGGAACGUGAAGGAAAUCAACGUAAGAAGGCGGGAAGAGGAACACCAGCAGCGCCUCCGACACUUGAUGAACCGUCACGCCUCAGCAAGACGAAGUCGACGCGAAUAAAGCGGCACACCAAGACGCGACCCGUGUCCACUGUGGUCGCCAACGCUGGUGAUACUGAUGACUCCGAUUUUGAGGAAGUGGCAGAUGCAGAUCUAUCCAGUGACCAGGACGAUGGCGAGACGCCGAACAUCUCAGGGGAUUUGGAGAUCCGCGUGGGACUGGAAGGACUCCGUCCUACAAAGGAGCAAAAGACUCAACACGAAUUGGAGAUGGCCCUAAAGCGUCGCCUUAACAGGGACAUCAAGGACCGUCAGAUUUUGCUGCACAAAGUCAGCCUGAUGUGCCAAAUAGCUCGUAGCUUAAAGUACAAUCGCCUGCUGAGCGAGUCAGAUUCAUUGAUGCAGGCUACACUAAAACUCUUGCCAAGCCGAAACGCAUAUCCUACUGAACGAGGAACCGAACUUAAAUAUCUGCAGUCGUUUGUCACGUGGUUCAAAACAUCAAUCAAACUGCUAAGUCCCAAUUUAUAUUCCGCGCAGUCGCCUGCUACGAAGGAAGCCAUAUUAGUGGCUUUACUGGAGCAGGUGAAGCGCAAGGAAGCCCGCUGCAAGCAGGAUAUGAUUUUCAUAUUCAUUGCCCUUGCACGGGGAAUGGGCAUGCACUGUCGGCUAAUUGUCAAUCUCCAGCCAAUGCCGCUACGUCCGGCGGCCAGUGAUCUGAUUCCCAUUAAACUUAGGCCAGAUGAUAAGAACAAAAGCCAAACAGUGGAAUCCGAAGGGGAAAGUGAGGAUGAGAAGACUAAAAAAGAUAAGAAGGCAAGGAAGCCAACAGACUCAAAGCAUGAAAAAGAAAGCAGUAAGUCAACUAUUUCCAAAGAGGCUGAAAAGAAAAACUAUGCAAAAAAAGCUGAGACUAAACCAGUCAGUAAAUCAACAACCAAGGGCUCAGACACCACGAAAUCAGGUACAGUUACGAAGGAUAAAAAGGAGCAAAGUCUGUCCUCAAAAUUGGUUGAAAAAUCAAAACAUCAAAAAGCCCAUACCUCCAGCAAAUCUGACACUUCCUUUGAGGAGAAACCAAGUACGUCGUCCAGCUCUAAAUGUCUAAAAGAAGAAUAUUCAGAACUGGGAUUAACCAAAAAGUUAUUGAAACCGACUCUAUCCUCAAAAUUGGUUGUAAAAUCAAAACAUCAAUCUUCAUUUAGUUCCAAUAAAUCGGAUACUUCUUUUGAGGAGAAUCCAAGUACCUCAUCAAGUUCCAAAUCUUUAAAAGAGGAGUCAGCCAAGUUAAGUUCAUCCAAACUCAAAGACAAAAAGGUGUUAAGCCCUGCAGAAACCAAAACUAAAGUACAGUCGUCCCUGCUAAAAAGGAUCACCACUCAAAAUAUUUCUGAAUUAGGCGAUAGCAAGAAAUCGAAAAUGGCUCCUGUGGACACCUUCUCCCCAGUGGCAGGUCGCACACGUAGAGCCGCUGUGAAACCAAAAACAGAGGAGAAACCGCAGGUGGUUGGAUCACCAGUUAUACCUAAACUAAUGCUGUCCAAAGUGAAGCAGCUAAAUGCCAAGCAUAGUGAUACGGAAAACGCUAGUCCUGCGGAUAAACAUUUGCAGGAACAGCGCAACACACGGGAAACUCGAUCGAGGAGCAAGUCCCCGAAAGUACUCAUAUCUCCUAGUUUCCUUAAAAAGAAACCCGACGGAGCCGAUUCCACUUCAGCCCCUCAAAAGCUUCAAAUGGCGCCGGAAAGUAAGGCGCAAAUUUCGCCAAACUUUCUGUCCGAAGCUUUGCCAGCUCGCCAGCUACGAAGCCGAGGUCAAAAAGCCAGUAGUCUAGCCAUUCCGCAAUUAGAUGGCGGUGACGAUGUGCCGCUACCGAAAAAGCGCCCAAGACUGGAGAAGUUGAAAAAUUCGCAAGAUUCCGAUGAGGUGUUUGAACCCGCCAAGCCGGUGAAAAAGGCUCCUGUACUGCCCAAGUCAGUACAGAAUCUGCGAAAAGAUCGACGUGUGAUGUCCACAGAUGAUGAGGGCGGUUCCAGGCUCAAUCGGAAAACGGACGCCUCUGACAUGUGGGUGGAAGUGUGGUCAGAUGUGGAGGAGCAGUGGAUCUGUAUAGAUCUAUUCAAAGGCAAGCUACACUGCGUGGACACAAUAAGGAAAAAUGCAACGCCUGGAUUAGCCUACGUCUUUGCCUUUCAGGACGAUCAGAGUUUAAAGGAUGUGACCGCCAGGUACUGUGCCAGUUGGAGCACCACUGUGCGCAAGGCCCGUGUGGAAAAGGCGUGGCUAGAUGAAACUAUUGCUCCUUACCUCGGACACCGCACUAAGCGCGAUAUAACAGAGGAUGAUCAGCUUCGUCGCAUUCACUCCGAUAAACCCUUGCCAAAGUCCAUUUCCGAGUUCAAGGACCAUCCGCUGUACGUGCUGGAGCGGCACUUGCUUAAGUUCCAGGGUCUAUACCCACCAGAUGCGCCUACAUUGGGCUUUAUCCGAGGUGAAGCGGUGUACUCCAGAGAUUGUGUGCACCUCCUGCAUUCUCGGGAAAUCUGGCUAAAAAGCGCACGCGUAGUGAAGCUUGGCGAACAGCCGUACAAGGUAGUUAAGGCACGUCCAAAGUGGGAUAAGCUCACGCGCACUGUCAUCAAGGACCAGCCACUGGAAAUAUUCGGGUAUUGGCAGACUCAGGAAUACGAGCCCCCAACUGCAGAAAAUGGAAUUGUGCCGCGAAAUGCCUACGGCAAUGUUGAACUCUUUAAGGACUGCAUGCUGCCAAAGAAGACGGUGCACUUGAGAUUGCCCGGCUUGAUGCGCAUCUGUAAGAAGCUGAAUAUUGAUUGUGCCAAUGCAGUGGUAGGCUUCGAUUUCCAUCAGGGCGCUUGUCAUCCCAUGUACGAUGGCUUCAUUGUUUGCGAGGAAUUCCGCGAAGUGGUCACUGCUGCCUGGGAAGAGGAUCAACAGGUGCAAGUUCUCAAGGAGCAGGAGAAGUACGAAACCCGCGUGUAUGGAAACUGGAAGAAACUGAUCAAGGGUCUCCUCAUUCGCGAGCGACUCAAGAAAAAAUAUAACUUUUGAAUUCUUUGGCGUCUGAUUCAUGUUCGUAUUAUUGUUUCGUUUAAGGUCAUUUCGAUAUUUUUGUAUUUGAAACGUAAUUUGAUUCCAAUAAAUUGUACACUUUAGUUGUUUAUAAUUCGUUUAUUAA